Molecule: messenger RNA, 5922 nt
Organism: Oryzias latipes (Japanese medaka)
Lineage: Eukaryota; Metazoa; Chordata; Actinopteri; Beloniformes; Adrianichthyidae
Gene: sema4c
Product: sema domain, immunoglobulin domain (Ig), transmembrane domain (TM) and short cytoplasmic domain, (semaphorin) 4C
Biological process (GO): axon guidance; semaphorin-plexin signaling pathway; neural crest cell migration
Cellular component (GO): plasma membrane; synaptic vesicle membrane
Molecular function (GO): chemorepellent activity; semaphorin receptor binding
Source: RefSeq, a predicted model, not a curated record
CACACACACACGCGCGCGCUCUCACACACGCCUCGUGUCCAGCUGAGCUCGGCACGGAGACGCAGCGCGGCCGAUUCUUGACGCACGGCUCUGCCUGGACUGCAGAAACUUCUGGCACUGAGGACGCAUCUCUCUAGCUAUGAUGACACAGGAUUAAAAUCCACGCUCUCCCCUUCUUCUGUUUUUUUUCAGCUCUUUUCCCUCCCUUUUCUCCUCCUCCUCCCCCUCCUCUUCCUCCUCCUCUGGUUUCGUGUUACAAAGCCUUGGGAGGGAGUUGCGCGGAGAGCCAGUUCUUCUGUGCGAAAACUGAAUGACAGGAUCAUAUGGCUGGAUGCGCCUCAUCUUUUUCUUUUUGCGUAUUUCCUGUCCAAACAUUUCAAGUCGCAGAGGAGAAACAAGCAGCGCUGCGCGCCAAAUUCAUCAGAAAUUGACGAGGAGGAUGUGGAAUAAUUUAUAACUCCAAUUCAAACCCGAGAUAACGGAGUGCGGAGGGAGACAGAGAGCCCGCUGGAUGUGUCGGGAGAGGACGGAGGAGUAGAGCGCAGGACGCAGCGGCUGGGAUCCUCUUGCAUCCCGGCGUUGAGGCCAAUGUGACCCUCAUCCGAGUCAAGUGUUGCUGCUCAGCGUUUUCACGGAGACGCAGUACGCCGAAGGGACGCUCGAGAAGAAAGUGCACAGUGGUGCGAGGGAGGAGAAGCAAAACAAGCAGCCAGGAGCCCAAAUUCUCUGCCAAGUUCUACCCAUCGACCGAUUGGUUCCUCGUUCUGUUGCUCGGCGCCGGGUUUCAGACAGCGGAGCUGACAUGGCAGCCGUGGGCGGGAUUAGAGUCCUGCUUCUGGUGUUGCUGCUCGAAUGGGACAAGUCAACUGGACUCAAUUGGAACCCAAUCCCACGAAAGACUGUCAGAUACCACGAUGUGCUGGACAGUAUGGCUCGGUUUAGCAUCCAGGGGGUGUUCAACUACAGCAUGCUGACCCUGUCCGACCACGAGAGAGUUCUGUACGUGGGGGCCCGGGAGGCGCUGUUCGCCCUGGAUCCCAACAACAUCAGCAGACAGCUGAGGCCGCAGAUCGACUGGCCGGCUCCACAGGAUAAGAAGCGCGAGUGUGUUGCCAAGGGGAAGAACAACCAGACCGAGUGCUACAACUACAUACGAUUUCUGCAGAGCUACAACCACACGCACCUCUACACCUGCGGCACCUACGCCUUCCAGCCCAAAUGCACCUAUGUUAAUGCCGUUAAUUUUACCAUCAGCAUGGCAUCCAUGGAGGACGGGAAGGGCAAAUGUCCGUACAACCCUGCCAAAGGACACACUGGCCUCAUUGUGGAUAAGGAAAUGUACUCAGCAACACUCAACAACUUCCUGGGUACAGAGCCGGUCAUUUUGAGGAAUCUGGGCCUUCAGCACUACAGCAUGAGGAGCGAGUACUUACCUGCCUGGCUCAAUGAGCCUGACUUUGUGGGAUCGGCGCUGGUACGGGAGAGCACAGGCAGUAAGGAUGGAGACGACGACAAGAUCUAUUUCUUCUUCAGCGAGCGGGCUCUGGAGCUGGACUGCGACACGGAGCUCACCGUGGCCAGGGUGGCGCGCGUCUGCAAGGGGGAUCUGGGUGGCACCAGAACCCUGCAGAAGAAGUGGACCACCUUCCAGAAAGCCCGCCUGGAGUGCUCCCUCCCAGAGCGUCACGUUUCCUUCAACAACCUGCGGGCGGUCUUCACUCUCCCCGGGCAAGAUUGGCGGGGAACCUCCUUCUACGGCAUCUUCCACGCCCAGUGGGGCGACGUUGAUGUGUCGGCCGUGUGCCAGUAUCAGAUCAGCGACGUGAAAAAGGUGUUCGAAGGGUCCUACAAGGAGUACAGAGAGACCUCUCAAAGAUGGGGGCGCUACACAGGUCCCGUCCCCACACCGCGGCCCGGAUCGUGUAUUACCAACGCAGACAGGGAGAACGGCUACAACAGCUCCCUGCAGCUCCCAGACGCCACGCUCAACUUUGCAAAGAAGCACCCGUUGAUGGAGGAUAAAGCUCUUGGUCGCCCCCUGUUGCUGACCAAGGGUGUGAACUUCACAAGGAUAGCGGUGGAUCGAGUUAACGCCCUGGACCAGCGGCCGUAUAACAUGCUCUUCAUUGGAACAGAGGAGGGCUGGCUGCAGAGGGUGGUGAUCCUGGGCUCUGAGGCGCACGUGAUCGAGGAGAUCCAGCUGUUUGAGACAGCGCAGCCUGUGGACAGCCUGACCAUCUCCCACUCUAAGAAGUACUUGUACAUCGGCUCCCGCUCUGAGGUCCUGCAGCUGCCCUUGGCCAACUGCAGCCGCUAUCAGUCUCAGCCGGACUGUCUGCUCGCCAGGGACCCCUACUGCGCCUGGGACAACGAGGGGCGAGCCUGCGUCCGCAUCGACCUUCACCGAGGGUCCACCUCCUCCCUCUCACAGGACCUCAUGCUGGAUCGGUUCAGUCGUGGAAAAGCCAAGUUCGAUAAGCCGGUAUCCAUUCCCAGCCCCGAGCACUCCCGCCUCAGAAACGUUACGGUGGUCGUGGGGUCGGACAUGAUGCUUCCCUGUCAGCUGGUGUCAAACCUGGCGCAGCCAUGCUGGGUCCUCAAUGACCGUGAGCUCCAGCUGGGGGACUCGGAGGCACGAGGGCCACGCUUCGACAGAACCCUAAAGGCUCUCGUGAUCCCAGAGGCGGGGCAGAUGCAAGCGGGCCGAUACGUCUGCUACUCUGAGGAGCAGGGGGUCAAGUUCCAGACGGAGCGCUAUCAGGUGGCGGUGGUCGCCAGCGCUCCGGUGUUCAUGGAAGCCCGGGCGCCAGACAGCAGCAUGGGCCUCUUCUGGGUGCUGGUCAUCACACUGGGGGCGGCGUGCCUGCUGCUCCUUGUGGCGGCUCUCUACCUGCGCAGGAGGCUGAAGCUGGCGCUCGGGAAGGGGGCUGACAUGAAGCCACUCGAAAGCACCCUGGUCUACCCAAUCACGCUGCCCAAAGACCCGCCCACAUUUGUCCCAAGCAAGAUGCCCACCGAUGAAGACCGGUUCUGGGAGACGGGUGCAAACUACUACUACUCUGACGGCUCGUUGAAGAUCGUCCCCGGCCACGCCCUAGGCCCCAGCAGCGUCAGCAGCACGGCGUCGCCCAGCGCCAUACCCGGCCAGCCCAUCCACUCCCCCAGCCGUCUCAGCCUCACCAACAUUCGAGGCUCCGGUAGCAACGGCUACAUCCGCCUCAACUUGAGCACAGCAGGGGAGGAGAGGGCUAGUGGGGCUGGUGCUGGGGGCGGCGGGUUGGGAGGGCUGGGCGUGAGCGGGAACGACUACUCGAGCCCCUUCAAGGAGGAGCUGAGACGCACCCUGCAGCAGAGAAGCGUCCUGCCCGAUGCAAACCCAGAGGAGUCGUCCGUGUAGGCGCCUCCUCCGCCUCCACCCAGUUGGAAAACAAAAACAACCGACCUACCUCCCUCCUUUUGAGGACGCCUGCUCUCCGUUAGUGACACGCCGUCGACUCCCAUGCCGUCUCUUCUUUUCCGCCAACACCUGUUUGGCUCCUGUAGACAUUUCUGGCACACAGCAUGUUGAAACCACACGUCUGCACUCCGCACUCGGCGACAUGCGCUCUCACGAUUACCGUGUCUUUGGCGACACGCCGUCACGGUUUUUCUGCUUCCACUGUGCGACUGCCACUUGUGUAAAUUUUGUAUUUAAAAAAGGAUGAACACAGAGGAGAUCACCUCAAGCAUGGAAACCGAACUGAAGGGUGUUUUUUUUUGUUUCUCUCUUAAGUUGAGCCCUCCACCUACAAGGAAACUGGGCAACCUCCUGGAAUAUGGAAGGGAUUCCUUUGAGACUUUUACUGCACUUACAAAAAUGGAAGCAUGUCUUCCUCCCUUGUUUUGUACUAGUGAGCCAGGAGGGGAAUGUAGUUGGAGACUCCAAAGACUAAUGAAUCUCCAGGCAAGUCGACAAUCAUGUCCCCGUGACAGGAGCUCCUGGGUGGGACAGAAAGGAGAACAGAGACAGGCAAAAACGGCGGAGAAGUGAACUGGAGAAAAAGGACAUAAACGAGGAUUUCUCAAUGAAGGACAAUCUUUAAAGACUUUGUACCUAUAUGAAAUACCCGCCCCCUUUCCUAUGUUUUAUUACCGCUUUGAUUUGAUGUGAUAGUUUGAAUUAAGAUGUUUCUUGUUGUGCUUCUUUCCCCUCUGUCUUACGAACGACACCGGUGUUUCCAGAGUUUUGCAAAAGACUGACUUUUUUUUGGCUGGGGGGACUCGCUCAGUCCUGCACGCCGCCCUUCUAGUCCAACGCACGGCGGGGUGGGUCGCUGUUUUUGGAUGCUCUUUCGCCUGCUCGGGAAAAGAGAAGCUGUUUGGUGCCGAGCGGCGUCACAAUUCUUGCACAGUUGAUUCCAAACUGAAGAAGACAUGAAGACAUUAGGCGCAAAGAAUGUAGUCGAACCCUCAUCGUCGUGACCGCUGUGGAUGUUUCAUUAAGUGCUUUAUAUGUAACGCUGUCAGUGGGGGUGGGUACUUGCACUGCCAAGAAGGAAACUACCACUCCGACACACACAGACACAAACACACAAUGUAGUACCUGGCAUUUUGGGUACAACAGCGCGAUUGUGAUGCACCUUUAAAGUCCAUGAACCCCCUUCCUUCUGACUCCCAGAGACUGACCCGGAGCUACUGUGGAUUUAUACAGUGGAAGAUUCACUGUAACACACACCAACACAAAAAGAACACAGACCCAGUUUGGUAGAAGAGCGGACUGAUUGCUGCCAUGCUGAGAAUUGACUUGGUCCAGGCAGGAAGCAGCUGUGGAUCUGAAAAAAGCAGAGCAUCCCAUCAGCGGUGGCCUUUGGUAGUUCUGCAGAUGUUCCCGUCAGGAGAUCGGAGGAGCAGCGUGUGCAGGACCGGACCACAGAAUAACGCUUCGAGCCCGCCGUGUACAGAGAGGGAUGUAGAAUAUCCGAAUGACCUGAAGGCUGAGUCAAUCCCAGUGUUGCAUGGACUGCACAUCAUCCUCGUUCAUCUUUUUCGAUCAACUUUUUUUCUGGACACUAACGCCGUGCGACACUAACGUUCUUUAAAAAAAAAAAAACUGUUGAGCGUCUGAUUCCGCUCAAAUUCAUUGCUGCAUUUCAACGUCUUGACUUUUUUCAUGUGCCUCUUCGCCUGUUUGGACAAGCCAAAGCAGACUGUGUUCGCUUGUGUUUCCACUCGUCUUCUUCUUCAGCUGCUUUUGAUUUAACUCCAGAUUGACGUGCGACUCUUGGCUGGCCGUCCUCUUCGGCGCUGAUUUUCCACCUGCACCUAAUCUUCCCCUCAAGCAGAGGCCAAAACGAGCUUGAAACGAAUGGAUCUCCACCUUAUUCCCUGUUUACACCUCAGCACUGAUGCGCUGGACCAAUUGACUUUAUUCCCUCAUGUCACAAACUCCUGAAUGAUGCUUUGAUUUUUCAGCCCCCCUCUAAACCAAAAACGCAUUUGCUUUCAAGCAGAUCAGCAACGUGAUAUUUUGAUUUUAUUUUUUUAUUUCCCAAAGCAGAGAUCCUGAAAACACGUCAGCUCUUCUCAUUGGUACUUGGUGAUGUCUUAAUAUUUGUCCCUGUUAUGGAUCUCACGCUUGAUUUAACCGAAAAUGCACGUUUCGAGAUCUUCAUGUGCAGUUUUUCUGUGUUUGCACAUUUGUUUGAUCAUCUUCUUUCCACUCGAGGCUUUAAGUUCUGCUGUUUUUCAGCAUUAUUGGUUUGUCUGACUCUUGUCUGAUUCUGCCCCCUUUGUUUUUACCCAUCUGGUUUUUUAUUUUUUAAUAUGUUAAGUAAGUUAUUUCACUUGUACAAACAUGUUGAUAUUUAUUGUCACUGUACAUAAGUCCUUAUUUUUCAUAUGUGUGUGCGCAAACACACAAAAUAAAAAUAGAGAUCUACUUUG